Messenger RNA from Myiozetetes cayanensis, 5178 nucleotides. It is a transcript of the gene MARK3, whose product is annotated as microtubule affinity regulating kinase 3. The transcript has 20 exons. The coding region runs from base 582 to 3047 and encodes 821 amino acids. Gene Ontology annotation, molecular function: protein serine/threonine kinase activity; ATP binding. The record is from RefSeq and is a predicted model, not a curated record. Gene Ontology annotation, cellular component: cytoplasm; plasma membrane. Gene Ontology annotation, biological process: protein phosphorylation; intracellular signal transduction. NCBI's taxonomy places the organism in Eukaryota, Metazoa, Chordata, Aves, Passeriformes, Tyrannidae.
GGGCACCGAACCACCCGGCACCCACCCAGCGUCCGCAGCCCGCGGGGCGCCGGCCUGCUUGGAGCCUGGCGAGGGCGGCGAUGCGAGCGGCGGCGCGGUGAAGCGGGGCCGCGGCGGGGGAAGGAGAGGGCAGCCCCCCGGGCGGCGGGCCUGCGCUAGCCGUGCCCCGGCGGCGGCGGCGAGAAACCGGGCUGCGCGGCGUCCCCGCUGCCGCCUCCUCCCCGCCCGCCCUGCGCUCACCCCCUCCCCCCCGGAGCCGCUCCCUCGCCGCCUCCCUUCCCUCGGCUCCAUCCCUUCCCCCGGCUGCAUCUCCUCCCCGCUGGAUGAGGCGCCCCCCUCCCCGCUGCUGACCCCCGCGGACCCCGGCUGUAGGAUGAGCCCGCGGGACUCGGAGGGGGCGAGGCCGCUCCGCUCCCCGAGGAGGAUCUAGUGGGGGGGCACCGACGCGACGCCGCCCCCCCGCCAAGCACCUUGUCCUUCAUGGUGGCUCCCUGCGACCACCAUCUCGGAGCAGACGCGCAGCCCGGGGCCCGUGUGUGUGUCUGUGCGCGCCGCCGCCGCGGCCGCCCGAGUGAGGGAAAAUGUCCACUCGGACUCCAUUGCCCACGGUGAACGAGCGCGACACCGAGAACGAUGUCGGCUCAUCAUUGGGGGAAGGCUUUUGCGAAAAGCACACGUCCCAUGGAGACGGACGGCAGGAAGUUUCCUCCCGAACUGGGCGCUCUGGAGCUCGCUGCAGGAACUCCAUAGCCUCCUGUGCGGAUGAGCAGCCGCACAUUGGAAAUUACAGACUCCUUAAAACCAUUGGAAAGGGGAAUUUUGCAAAGGUGAAACUGGCAAGGCACAUCCUAACUGGCAGAGAGGUUGCCAUAAAAAUAAUUGACAAAACACAGCUGAACCCAACUAGUCUACAAAAGCUCUUUAGAGAAGUAAGAAUAAUGAAGAUUCUAAAUCAUCCAAAUAUAGUGAAGCUAUUUGAAGUCAUUGAAACUGAAAAAACUCUCUAUUUAAUAAUGGAAUAUGCAAGUGGGGGGGAAGUGUUUGACUAUCUGGUUGCACAUGGAAGAAUGAAGGAAAAGGAGGCUAGAGCUAAAUUUAGACAGAUAGUAUCUGCAGUGCAGUAUUGCCAUCAAAAGCAUAUUGUUCAUAGAGAUCUCAAGGCUGAAAAUCUAUUGCUAGAUGCAGAUAUGAACAUUAAAAUAGCUGACUUUGGUUUUAGCAAUGAGUUUACAGUCGGAAAUAAACUGGACACCUUUUGUGGCAGCCCACCAUAUGCUGCUCCAGAGCUCUUUCAAGGGAAGAAAUACGAUGGACCUGAAGUAGAUGUUUGGAGUUUAGGUGUUAUUCUUUAUACCCUCGUGAGUGGAUCUCUUCCCUUCGAUGGACAGAACUUAAAGGAACUUAGAGAAAGAGUGCUAAGGGGGAAAUACAGGAUUCCUUUCUACAUGUCCACAGACUGUGAAAACCUCCUCAAACGUUUCCUGGUGCUAAACCCAACAAAAAGAGGCACUCUAGAGCAAAUCAUGAAGGACAGGUGGAUCAAUGCAGGGCAUGAGGAGGAUGAACUUAAACCUUUUGUUGAACCAGAACUAGACAUCUCGGACCAGAAAAGAAUAGAUAUUAUGGUAGGAAUGGGAUAUUCUCAAGAAGAAAUUCAAGAAUCCCUUAGUAAAAUGAAGUACGAUGAAAUAACAGCUACGUACUUACUGCUAGGAAGGAAGUCGUCAGAGUUGGAUGCAAGUGAUUCAAGCUCCAGCAGCAAUCUUUCACUUGCCAAAGUUAGGCCAAGUAGUGAUCUUAAUAAUAGCACUGGACAAUCUCCUCAUCACAAAGUUCAGAGAAGCAUAUCUUCUAGCCAGAAGCAGCGGCGGUACAGUGAUCACGCUGGACCAUCCAUCCCCUCAGUAGUGGCAUAUCCCAAAAGAAGCCAAACUAGUACUACAGACAGUGACCUCAAAGAGGAAGGAAUUCAGGCAAGAAAAUCCAGCAGUAGUGCUGUUGCAGGAAGAGGAAUUGCACCAGCUAGUCCAAUGCUUGGAAAUGCCAGCAAUCCCAAUAAAGCUGAUAUUCCUGAACGUAAGAAAAGUUCGGCUGUUCCUAGUAAUAAUACUGCCCCUGGAGCAAUGACACGGCGCAACACAUAUGUUUGUAGUGAAAGAACCACUGCUGAUAGGCAUUCAGUGAUACAAAAUGGCAAGGAGAACAGCCUGACAGAAAUGUUCGCUUACGCAGCUAGCCCUGCUUCAGUUUGUACUACAUCCUUCUCCAGUGUUCGGCUGCGACAUCAGAAGUCGAUGUCCAUGUCAGCCUCUGUGCACACGAAGAUGAUGUUGCCUCCAAUAGACAAUGGCGCAGAUAACUUCAGGCCUAUCGCUAUUCCCGAUCAAAGAACUCCCGUUGCUUCAACUCACAGCAUUAGCAGUGCAACCACACCUGAUCGUAUUCGUUUCCCCAGAGGAACGGCCAGUCGGAGCACGUUCCACGGCCAGCUCCGAGAGCGGCGCACCGCGACCUACAACGGGCCGCCCGCCUCCCCCAGUCUGUCCCACGAGGCGACACCACUCUCACAGACUCGAACCAGGGGCUCCACUAAUCUGUUUAGUAAACUAACUUCAAAACUAACAAGAAGAAACAUGUCAUUCAGGUUUAUCAAAAGGCUCCCGACUGAAUAUGAGAGGAACGGGAGAUUUGAGGGCUCAAGCCGCAAUGUAGCUGUGGAUCAGAAGGAUGAGAACAAGGAAGCCAAGCCUCGGUCGCUACGUUUUACCUGGAGCAUGAAAACCACCAGCUCCAUGGAUCCCAAUGACAUGAUGAGGGAAAUACGAAAGGUCCUGGAUGCCAAUAAUUGUGACUAUGAACAAAGAGAGCGUUUCUUGCUUUUCUGUGUCCAUGGAGAUGGGCAUGCGGAAAACCUUGUACAGUGGGAGAUGGAGGUGUGUAAACUGCCAAGACUGUCCCUGAAUGGAGUUCGCUUUAAGCGGAUAUCGGGAACAUCCAUAGCUUUCAAAAACAUUGCUUCCAAAAUUGCCAAUGAAUUAAAGCUGUAACAAGAAAAAUAGUUAAGUUGUAAAUUAGUUAGCAAUUUCAAGUGUUUUUGAGAAUUCCGAUGGAAAUGUAUAGAAUAACAUUUAGGCAAUAACUUCUGCAUCCUUCUGAAUAGUGAUAUUAAAAAAAAAAGCUGCUGAGCUGGGAGGGAGAGUUGGACUUUUUUAUAAGUGCACUACAGCAUUAAAGUUGCCUACUAUGUAAAAUAUUACCCCUUCUGCUUUAUUUCCAUUGCUCUUUGACAACAAAUUGAAACACAGAAUAUAUUCAUUUAAAUAUGCCUCCUGUUUGUGUGGAUGUGUGAAUGUACAGUAUGUGUGUAAUAUAUAAAGUAUUCUAUGUAAACAAUUCAUUUACGACAUCGAGCUGUACCAGUACCUCUUUUUGGGCUAAUUUUGGUGCUAAAAAUUGAAAUGGCCAAGGAGGAAACACUUGAGUUAAUAUUUAAAAUGAUUGAAGCGAUAACCAGUAAAUGCAGGUUUACAGUUCACUGCUGUGUUAAGGAAAAAAAAAAAAGUGUGUGAAGGGUUUGGAUUUACGGUUGUGAACAUGAUUAGUCCUGUUUUCUAACUAGAUCUCAUGAGAUUAUUAAAAAUUCACUUUUACUGAGUAAGUCUUGCAUUAUAUUUUGCCCACCUAUUUAUUAUUUAAGUCUGAAUCAAAUUUUAAUAAUGUAGUUAAUUUGUGCAUUAAUAUUUGGGUAAACUCUUCCAUUCUUCUGCUUCUGCUAAACUACUAAAAUUGUAUCUUUGUCCUUUUGGCUUAUGGGUAUUGAUCGCAGCUAAGAACACUUCUCUGUUGUUCCACGGUUCCCCUAGGGAACUGGGCAGUCUAAAAGGAGGUGCUAAUUGCUGACUAGUUACUUUCUUUCAGAGCAAGUUUUCCAGUUAGACUAGGUCAGACUGAUACAAAGCACAAAGGGACUCUCAAAUAAAGGCCGUACUUCACUGCAAGCUGCCAUAUCCCAGUUGGUGCCGCUCUGAGGUCUCGCUGCAGGUAGGGCAGUGCUGUCCCUUCGUCCUGGGUGCACACAGCAUUGAAACCCAAAAGUGGGAAUCAAAUUGGCCACUGAUCUCCUGUGUUGUAAUGUCCCAACUUGCUGAACUAUAGCCAUAGGCAGUAGCAGUUAAAACUUCUCCUUGCAGCUCCCUUCCGGCGUGCUUCCCCUUGGCUCCGGUUGUAUUGCUUUUGAUGGCUCUGUGCCAGUUGUGUCUCUGGCUCCUGCUGCCGAGAGAAUCCUCUGCUAAAGUGCAAUGUGGAAACCCGCCCUUGAUGAACCCUCUGAUGGCCAACUAGCUUUCGGUAGGACGUGAAGCUGCUCUGGGAUAGUCCCCACGUUUUAACCAUCUCUGCGGUGAGCCGGAUCUGAGUUUGCAGACUCAGAGAUUUCUUCAUGCACUGUUUCCUACUGAUACUCAGUUUAUUUCAUCGAGGACUUGUGUAGAUAAUAUCCUGCAUUAUCUACUUGACUUUUUGUAUUAAUGUUUUGUGGUUAUAUUUCAGUGAAGCACUUAAGCAUGUACUUAACAUGUGCUUUAAACUGGAGCCUAAAUUUGCAUUUUAAAUUUGCAGUGAGCUAAUAGUUACUCAUAGUACACAGUUCAGAUUUGACCCGAGGUGGAAAUGCAAAGUCCUUAAUAUUUUGCAAGUUAGUUCUUGUGAUCUGUAGUCUGUGAAGGCAGCAGACUUCCCCUCUCUUUCCCCCUAAGCAUUGAUAUUGAUUAUGCUAGUUUAAAGGGUAAUCAUAGUUGUUAAAUGUAGUAAAUACUCCUGAAUUUACAUUUUAUUCUCUGUAUAUUCUGUAUCAUGCCAUGGCUUGAGAACUCCAGGUGCUACCGGAGUUCAGUUGGCUUUCAGUGCUCUGCCCGUGCCUGUGCUGCUCAGUAUGGUUUUUUCCAUGAAAACUCCAUUUUGUAAUAGCAAUAAGACAUUUCAGGGCAGUCAUUGUACUUUCUCAGGUGAAUGGUCACCUACCCUUUCACUUCCUACGUUUUAAGCACUCCUCCAAAUGUAUUUUUUCACCCGGCAGUGCACUUUGUUGUCUGAACUGAAAAAGUGUUCUGAUAAAUGAUGUAAAUCUGUAUUCGAUGGAAGUUCCAAAAGGUUUCAUAUUAAAUGUUUUCUGAAAUCCUC